AUGCGUUUCAAAUUGAAAUCUAGUUAUAUAGAUGAUAAGGACAACCUUGCAAUAUACUAUGUGGUAAUACCUUGUGUUGUGUUGUCCUUGUUAAUUCAUCCAAUAACCUGGCAUCAUCCACUUAAUAGGAUUCUCUGGGCAUUUUGUGUUUAUCUUGAAGCUGUUUCUGUUCUCCCUCAGCUACAAGUCAUGCAGAACACUAAGAUUGUUGAACCAUUCACAGCACACUAUGUUUUUGCUCUUGGAGUUGCAAGUUUCUUGAGUUGUGCACAUUGGGUCCUCCAGGUUUGUCAAAAUUUGAACUCCUCUAAGUUUUUAUCACCUAAUUCUGGAAAUACGUAUACAAAUUUAUUGUAAUAUCCCAGAGAUGUUUGGUAUGGAGAAUUUCAUAUUUAAA
Molecule: messenger RNA, 397 nt
Organism: Glycine soja
Lineage: Eukaryota; Viridiplantae; Streptophyta; Magnoliopsida; Fabales; Fabaceae
Product: putative ER lumen protein-retaining receptor C28H8.4
Exons: 3
Coding region: 1-357 (118 amino acids)
Biological process (GO): protein retention in ER lumen
Cellular component (GO): membrane
Molecular function (GO): ER lumen protein retrieval receptor activity
Source: RefSeq, a predicted model, not a curated record